Dreissena polymorpha is the source of this 2836-nucleotide messenger RNA. RefSeq lists its product as uncharacterized. Gene Ontology annotation, biological process: signal transduction. Bases 194 to 2464 code for a protein of 756 amino acids. The transcript is spliced from 12 exons. The record is from RefSeq and is a predicted model, not a curated record. Lineage: Eukaryota; Metazoa; Mollusca; Bivalvia; Myida; Dreissenidae.
AUCUAAGGCUAGAUCAGUUUUUUAGUCGAUAAUCGAUAGCACGUUAAACUCUGCCUGGGUAACGAUGUAAACAUACAGUCAAUGGGUAGGCUGUCAAAGCAGGGAUUGAAAGUGACUUUUUUCGUUCUUCAGGAACAUUUCUACUGCCAAUUUAAGGUAUUACAUGGAAAUUUGUCACAAGUAGAUACGCACAAUGGGAUCAGGAACGUCAACUGCGUCUAACCGAGCAAUCCAUCUGCAACCAGCAUCAAGCGCCCCAAUAGGACAGGGCAAGUCUUCUACUAAAAUUGCCGACACCGUGUCAUCUACAUGCGAACUUAAAAGUUCAGACACUAUCAUAUCGAAAUCUGAAAUUUCAAGUUCACAUGGAAAAAAAGCCCCAACGGCUGAUGAUACCAAAAAUAGUAUAGACCGUCCCAUUACUUCACAUGGAGAUAAUGCUUUAAAGGUGGAUGAGGGUGAUACUGGAGAGACAAUAAACCGUCACAUGAUCGAAACUGAAUUGAACGAGUUAACAACCAAAAAAUACAUGAUGUUAAGGACACGUGCUUCAGACGCAACGGCUAUAAAGCAGAAGUUGAACGACGAUGGACUUUAUGUUGACGACUUAAAGAACACGAUUGGAUUAUUUUACGACGCGUACUUUAUGCCUGAAGAAGCGUCGAUAGAUCACAUAAUUCGAUCCCGAAAUGAAAUAGCGAAGAUAUUGAUAGAGACAAAACUCAUAGACGUAAUAUGUGACUGUUUUUUGAAGAUUCACAUUCGUGGGUGGGUGAGUGCCGACGGAAUCAUAGACAAGUCUGGUUAUGCCAUGAUGUUGCUUAUCGUGAGGAUUAUGCACAAUUAUUCGGACUUGUCAGAUGAGUUUGUUGAGUCACUUGUCAAUUACGAAACAUAUAUGGAAACUAUAAAAACGAUGUUAGAAGAAAGAGCUGACAAACAUCUCAAAAACGAUAGAUCGCCGUUGUCGAUAGCUGACUUUGAAAUACUGAAGGGUCUUAUGGGUGUUGCACAUAAUGUGUCUAUGAGGACAAAUAAUGUCACUCGUCUUCGGAGCCUCAAUUUUACUGACGUUUUAAAGCCGUACCUUGACUCCUGGAAUGAAGGCAUUAGCCGAUCUACCUUAGCAACUCUAGCCGCGAUUGUCAAUGAGGCUGAAUGUAAAAUCAUCAAUGCAGCCCCUGAAAGGGUCCAAAACCUUUUAGACGUGUUGGAGAAAGGUUUGGAUACAAACAUUCGACGCUUCAAAGGGUGGUCGUGCAAAGAGUGUGCCUACACUGUAAGACUGCUUGCACAGAAUGACGCAAACAAGACAUUGCUCGUUAAACUUGGUGCUCUGAAAUUGUUGGUGAUAUUGGGAAAAAAAGGAAAUGAGGAUGAACAGUAUGAGAGUGUACAAGCUGUAUGGGUACUCUGUUUUGACAAGAACAACCAAGAGAUGGUCGCUAAGGAUGAAAAUCUUGGAGUGGUGGAAUUGUUAUUUGACCUGAAAAAAUCUCCCAGUGCCCGUAUACGCCAGACCUGUAAUGGUGCUUUAUGGACGCUGCGAGAUGCCUUGGCAUCGUCUAAAUUGCAGAAAUACAGGAUAUUUGCGGAAAAUGUUGUUGUAGCGGAAAAACUGGACGCGGGCAUUUCUACAAAAGCAGAAGAAAAAAAAGAAACAGAUACCGAAGCAGAAACAGACGAUCACCGAGGGCACAUAAUGAUCUCGUACCAGUGGGAUAAUCAACAAUUACUGAAAGUCAUCAGAGACAAACUUCAAGAAAAUAAUUAUAAAGUUUGGAUGGACAUUGACGAGAUGCGUGGGUCCACUCUUGAAGCCAUGGCAAGCGCAGUGGAGAAUGCAGAAUUAGUGCUGCUGUGCAUGUCACAGAAAUACAAGACAAGUCCCAAUUGUAGAGCAGAGGCCGAGUAUGCCUUUAAAAAGAACAAGGAGAUUCUCCCUUUGAAGAUGGAAAGAGGUUACGACCCGGACGGUUGGCUGGGCAUCAUAUGCGGCACAAAGAUGUUUUAUGAGUUCAGUGGAAAAUAUAAAUUUGAGGACAAGUUAAAAGAAUUGUUACGAGCAUUGGCUAGGAACUGGAAUAAAAAAGGUCCACAGUUAGAACUAAGCAUACAACCGAAAUUUUCACAAAAGGUUUAUACACAACCCACUGUAGCAUUUGACCACGUAGAUUCCGCCUCCGCGCCGAGUGCUUCUAGCAGAAUAAUAGUUUCCAUGAAAACCAUUGAUGCUGUGAGGAAAUGGACAGAUUCUGAAUUUAAAACAUGGAUCGAUAAGAAUGGUUUGAAAAGUGUACUUCCAUCCAAUAUCAACACAGAUGACAUAGCACUGCUCUUACAAAUGAGAAUGGAGUCGCCGGACUUCUUUUACAGAUGCACCCAUGAUAUGUUGAAAAACCUGUCAUCGCUGUCGAAACUUGUAUGGGCUUUGCAGACGAUAACCCAAAACGGACACAUAUAAAGUUAAGCAGAAAGUUGUAAAAAAGGCAAAUCUACUUACCAAAUUUGAACAAAUUGUAGAAUUAAAAUGUUCAAUAGAUGCAGAUUUUAAAGCAAUUGAUCCUUCUUUUCCUUUUUUGUAGUGUUUGCGUUUUUAUUUUAUUUGAACACUUUUAAUGGUAGAUGUUACUAGACAAUAUUGAUAUGCUUCAACGUCUGUGAGUGUCAACCACAGUUCUGCGUGGAACUUAAGCUAAUACGUGCACGUUGAAUAUAACUUUUUUUAAGUAAUAGAAAAUAAAAUGAAGAGUAAAAUGAACUUAGUACACGAUUACUCCAUGUGUUAACUUCAUUUAGGAGUCAUUUACUGGUAAUAAAUUAUUUGUUAUUGUUA